AUGUAUAAUGUCACAGAUGAUACUUUUGAAGAAUCGUUCAGUGAUCAAUGUGAGAUUGCAAAGGAAUUGAAAAACCAAUAUGAAAAACAAGCCAGUAUACAUUCCGAAACCAGUACAAAGCACGAUGAAUCGAACACGAAGUCAAAAAAUUUGCAUGAAGAGUCCAUCGGUCUAUAUACGGUGACAAAGUCUGGCAAUCUGCAAACAAAAUCAACAAAUAUGCAUAAUCCCUUGGGAAGUAGUGCCAGCUGUAAUCGCGACUCCGCUGAGAUUAGUCGACUGAAUUCGAAACUUGACAGAUUUUCUGAAAACGUGACAAACAAAUUACAAAAUCUCAGCGUCGAGAUAAACAACAUUAAAGAGAACAAACCCUACUCUAUUUUGGUUUUAGAUAACGUAGUCAAUGAUCUAAAGGAAGAUAAGCUUGUGCUAAUUAGAAAGAACGACGAACUCAGGGAACAAAACAUGGAUAUGUCUCAUAUUAUAUCUGAUUUGAAAAUGGCAAACAAGAAUCUGGAAAGCGAAAAGAGCAGCCUGUUGACAGCUCUUAAAUUAAUUCAAAAUGACUACCAACAAACGUGCACGAAAACAAUUGUGAAAAAUGACGGCGAGAAUAAUGUGGAAUUGGUUUGCGAAACAAUAGAGGGAAGUGAAGUCACUCAACCAAAACCUUCAUCUAUUAAAUUAGCCCGCAAACGAUAAGCAUCUUAACACCGAAGCUAGUACUGGGAAAAAUCGUAAAAAGAAUGGAAAGAAAUCUAAGUCCAAACCUUCAACACAAAAUUCCAGCCAACAAACUGCGGAUGUAGAUACUUCUGGUGGUAUUGUGAACACCUCUAGUUCUAAAUCAACGGAGCAAGGCAAGAAAACAGUUGUUAUUGCAGGGGACUCAAUUGUUAAAAAUACUGUCGGUCCGAAAAUGAGUGCUGACGAUCCUAAUCACCAUUUUAUUGUAAAGCCGUUCCCUGGAGCAACAGUCUCAGAUAUGGAGGAUUUUGUCAAGCCAUUGACAAGAAGGACACCGGACAAGAUGAUCUUACACGUCGGAACAAAUGACCUGAGAAGUCAUUCUACGCCGAAAAUAAUAGCAGACUCCAUUGUCAACAUU
This is a messenger RNA of Paramuricea clavata, 1108 nucleotides long. The record is from the annotation of a GenBank genome assembly. Lineage: Eukaryota; Metazoa; Cnidaria; Anthozoa; Malacalcyonacea; Plexauridae.